CACACACACACACAUUUCCCUCAAUCUUCCCACUCUAUCUACCCUGCUCAUGAAAACUUGUUGCAGACUAUACUUUUUCUCCCUGACACCAGGCAACAUUUUGGCAUACUUUGGAGAGUUCUCAGUUGUCAUAAAAAGGAUUAUUUUUCUUUUGGUUGGAUUUUUGGAAUGGUUUUACUAUAGGUCCCAGUCGUGGAGUUAACUUUCCAGGACAGUUUGUUUCACUUCGUGAGACUCCAGCGAUGGUGCGAGGACAGCGGCUAGGCGGAGGGACUCUCCACGCACCCCUCUGACAUCCCUCACUGGUUAUUUAGUGACUCCGUCAGGAUGUGUGUGUGAGGGCUGACGGUGUGGGUCCAGCCAUGGAGCCAGAGUUGAACUGCAGCUCUCACUGUGACUAUGGACUCUGCCUCAUCCACCCUGGAGUCAAUACACAGGAGGACCUGGAGAUACUGCAGAGACUAUGUACCCUCAGCACGAUGGGAGUGGAGCUGCAGAGGCAGUCUCUCUCCCCGGUGCUCUGUGCAGUGGUCUGGACUAUUCUCUCCUGUGGCAUCCUGCUGGCAUUCUGCUUCCUGCUCUUUACCCUGCGCUUCAAGAACAACAGGAUAGUGAAGAUGUCUAGUCCUAACCUCAAUGUGCUGACUCUGUGUGGGAGUGUCCUCACCUACAGCAGUGGAUUCCUAUUCGCUUUUGAGGAACGCACCCACCUACAAGGGGGAGGAGUGAGAGCUAUACUACAGGCCAGGAUCUGGAUGUUUUGUAUCGGCAGCACUCUGGUAUUUGGGCCCAUCCUGGGGAAAACAUGGCGGCUGUACAGAGUAUUCACCCAACGCGUGCCUGACAAGAGAGUGAUCAUCAGAGACAUCCAGUUGAUGGGCUUGGUAGCUCUGUUGAUUCUGCUGGACCUGCUGAUUCUGACCGCCUGGAGUCUAACCGACCCGGUUAAAUGUGCUCGGUCCAUUGGGGCUAUGGUCAAGGUGGUGGAGAGAGAAUUGUCCUACUCUCUGUCUCAGCUGGACUCCUGUUCCUCUCUCUAUUCAGACCUGUGGGUUAUCCUCCUCGCUAUGAUGAAGGGUAGCCUGCUCCUAUAUGGGACCUACCUGGCUGGUCUGACCAGCAACGUCAGCCUCCCUCCGGUCAACCAGUCCCCCACCAUCAUGACUGCUGUCAGCCUGGUCACCCUUUCCACGGUGGUUGCAGUCCCAGUGUCGCAGUUCCUGCAGGCCUGGCCUAACGUGGUCUAUAGCGUGGUAGCUGGAGCCAUCUUCAUCUGUACCCUCGCCACCAACUGUAUGCUGUUUGUACCUCAGUUAACCCAGUGGCGUCGGUUUGAGGAGGAGCAAAACAGCCUUAGCCAGAUGGCGAAAUACUUCAGCAGCCCCAGUAAAAGUGUCCACUCUGUCUAUAGCCAGGAUGAAGUCUACUAUCUCCUGGGAGAGAACAACUCUAUGAAGAGGCUCCUCAAUGAGAAGAAUGCUGUAAUUGACAGUCUGCAGGAGCAGGUGAACAACGCCAAAGACAAGCUAUUGCGCCUCAUGUCCAAUACCCACUCUCACGAGGAUCAGGAAAUGGACUCUUCCACCACCAACCUCCACUCCUCCUCCACCCAGACCACAGUGGUGCCGUCCGACUGCUUUCCAACUCUCCUGCCACAGAGAGACGUAGCAGAACCUACCCUCUCUUCUCCUCCUUUCUCUCUACCUCCUCUCUCUUCUCCUCCCCCUCCUGCCCUCUCUUUUCCCCCAGGGGAUUGUGUGAGUGUUAAACCGUGCAGUGUAGAGUUUGGCUCAUACAUCCAGGGUUCAGAGAUGGAGACAGAGGCAGGGGGUUGUAAGGUUGAGGGGACUGUGUCCCAGCAGCAGUGUGGAGCGGAAAGGUCUCACCUCCCAGUCUCCCCUCAGCCCUCUGUUUCUUCCAAGACAGGAGUCAGAACACCAGGGGAGAUGGGGGGGACACAAACCACACCCUCCUGUCAGUCAAACUAUGUCACUUCCUCAUCCACUCUCCCCCUGGUGGGUUUGGCCCCUGCUCAGUCGGAACCGUCAGGUUGCCAUGGCGAUACCACAUCUCCGUGGAUGGCAGGUGUCAGGCAGGCAGGGUUUGUGAGCAGUGUGCAGCUGCAGGAGAUACUCCAGGAACUGAGCGUGGACACUGUUAUGGAAACGGCCCUCCGCUCACCAAAUCACAGCAGGGGGUUCAGGAGACCCUCUCAGCCCUCCUCAACCAAUCCCUCUGUCCUCUCUCCUCUCUCCUUCUGCACUCCUCAUUCCCCCAAUCACCCUCUCCUCUUCCACUACCCCAGUAUCUCCCCCUACGUAAUGAGGAAACGCAGACCUCCGUUCCAUUCCCCCAGAGGGGGGCUUCCGCCCUGUUACUACCCAGGCUCCAAGCCUCCUGGUUGGGGAAGGAGGAGGGGCACGGGGCUCUCUCAACCAGACAAGCACCCCUCAAAAACACAACCUCUGCUCAAUCCUGUCGCCACAGAGACUAAUCUUCUCCGCCCCGACGACAGUGAUGGAGAAGAAGGCGUAGAGGCGUGGCAUAGGAUAAGAAACAGCUGCGGGAGGCGUGGCUCAAGGCGGGAGCACCGGCCACCACCCCUUCGAAAAUGCCCUCCAGAUGGUGAUGGGGGAGGUGAGGGAGGGCCAGACAGAGACCAUGGCAGGGACUCGUAUGGUUACUGGGACUCAGACUCCAGCAGCUUGGCUGACCACUCCUACUACCAUCGUCCCUACUGCGACGCCUGCCUGCAACACGGCUCAUACCCCUCCAGCGACAGCUCCUCCUCAGACUCCUCGGACAGUGAGUAUGGCGGCUUCACCAGCCUCUGCCGCUCCACACAUCCGGUGGUCAACUUCAAGGAGGACCUCAAACCGACCUUCGUAUGAGCCUGCCUGGAACCUAGACUGAACCGGUGCUGCGGAAGAAUCAUUCAAGUCAAACUGUGUUGUAAUUUACUUUCAAUGCCAAGUUCACGGCAGAACAAUUGAGUUUACACACUGUUGUAACACUAUUUAGAAGUGGUAAAUUGAGCAGGAACUAAUGCUAGAAAAGCUUGCCUGAUUUUGAAUUCAACAAUUUAUCUUCCUUAUGUAUGUGUGGAGUACGAGUACCCUAGCAACACAUUACCUCACAGCAAUCACAUUAAAGGCUUUUUAUUGGUUGCAAGUGCUUUAGAAAUGGGACCAAGAUGGAGAAAGUCAAUCAAUAGGUUGAGUUUGCUGUAUGAUGAUUGGGAUCUGAUUUUAAUUUAUUGACUUUGUCUUUAACUUAUUGCACUGACUGCCAUUGUCUCUAGGUCAUGUUAAAGAAAAUGUAUGUUUGUAGCUAAACAAGAUACAAUAUUUAGAUCAUAUAGAUUGUUGCAUGUUACAAAAAAAACACUGGAUUUUAUUGAUCUGUUACCACCUCUUUUAAUCCCCCCUACCUUGAAUAGAGCCCACCAGGGAUGUAUGCAGUCACCAUUGUAAAGAAUACUAUUAUAACCAUUUUGUCUGAGUUUUUAUGAUCUUUAUGCUUUGGUUUACCUUUUUAUACAUCAAAACCCCUCAAUGCACUACGUUGGUAAUGUUAUUGAUUGAAGUGUUAUGUGUGUGUGAGUGCGUGCGUGCGUGCGUACAUGUGUGUGCACAAUGUACUGUAUUCAUUGCAUUUUAUUUGAAGGCUCUGCCUCCAAUUCUAUCAAUUGUAAUUCUCUGCGAGCUGAUUGAUUAUUAAAUUACCUAUUGACCUUUGCC
This is a messenger RNA of Oncorhynchus keta (chum salmon), 3740 nucleotides long. RefSeq names its product probable G-protein coupled receptor 156. The record is from RefSeq and is a predicted model, not a curated record. Gene Ontology annotation, molecular function: G protein-coupled GABA receptor activity. Gene Ontology annotation, cellular component: G protein-coupled receptor heterodimeric complex; membrane. Gene Ontology annotation, biological process: G protein-coupled receptor signaling pathway; gamma-aminobutyric acid signaling pathway. Bases 363 to 2891 code for a protein of 842 amino acids. NCBI's taxonomy places the organism in Eukaryota, Metazoa, Chordata, Actinopteri, Salmoniformes, Salmonidae. The transcript has 9 exons.